CCCUCCCGACCUCUCUCACGCCGUCUUCCGGGGCGUGGGUGAAGCCCGGGUGCGGUGUUUUCCCACGUGCCAGGGGCCCGGAGCUGAGGAGGCGCGGGCAUGGCCAGCAUCACGCAGCUGUUCGACGACCUGUGUGAGGCCCUCCUGCCGGCUGCCAAGACCCACCUGGGCCAGCGCAGUGUGAACCGGAAGAGGGCAAAGCGGAGCCUCAAGAAGGUGGCCUACAACGCGCUCUUCGCAAGCCUUUUUCAAGAGGAGACUCAGCUGCAGCCCGACACGUCAAAACUACCAGCGAGAAACAAGAUCCUCAUGUUGUCCUUUGACUUGAGAGUGGGUGGCCUGGGCCCCAGGGCUGACCGCUUGGAGGAGCUUGUGGAGGAGCUUGAAGCAGCCCCUUGCUGUCCGCUCGUGGAGGUGGGGUCUGUUUUGGACCUCCUGGUUCAGCUGGCAGGGAGCGGCCCCCCUCAAGUGCUGCCGAGAAAACGAGAUUACUUCCUUAACAACAAGCACGUGGGGAGAAACGUUCCAUAUGGCGGCUAUGAUUGCUACGACCUGAGUGUGUUGGAGAGGGACGUUCAGUCUCUGAUCUCCAGAGAGGAGUGUUUGUGUCACAGCAUGAUCCAGGAUACACUUCAGGUUAUGGAGGCUACUCCAGGCACCGGCCUGCCCACCGUCGGGCUCUUCUCAUUUGGUGACCCUUGUGGUGACAAGUUCGAGAGAGACACCCGGGUCUCACUCUUCGGUGCGCUUGUGCACAGCCGAGCCUACGACAUGGAUGUCCGGCUGGACCUGCCCCCCGUGCCGGACAGUGCAGACCUCUCUGGGCUGGCCAUUAAGGUCCCACAGAGUGUAGAUCAGUGGGAAGACGAAGGAUUCCAGUCAGCAUCCAACCUGACUCCUGAUUCCCAGUCUGAGCCCAGCAUGACCCCAGACAUGGACCUGUGGGAAGCUGCACUCACCUACGAGGCCAGCAAGCGGAGGUGCUGGGAGCGAGUUGGAUGCCCGCCUGGUCACAGAGAGGAGCCUUACCUGACAGAGGCGGGAAGGGAGGCUUUCGACAAGUUCUGCAGGCUUCGCCAUGGGGAGCUACAGCUGCUUGCCGGGGGCGUUCUGCAGGCCCCACAGCCCGUGCUGGUGAAGGAGUGCGAGCUGGUGAAGGAUGUGCUGAACGUCUUGAUUGGGGUUGUGUCUGUCACGUUUUCCCUCUGCCAGCUGGCCCAGGCCUUUGUGGUGAAGCAGGGCGUUCAUGUAUCAGGAGCGUCUCCCGAGAGCAUCAGCAACCUUCUCUCGGAGGUGGCCGAGUAUGGGACCUGCUACAUGCGCCUGACCCACUUCUCCCUGCAGCCCGUCCUGGACUCCUCGUACAGCAAGGGCCUUGUGUUCCAGGCCUUCACCAGUGGCCUGAGGAGAUACCUGCAGUAUUACCGGGCCUGCGUCCUCGCCACUCCGCCCACCCUGAGCCUCCUCACCAUUGGUUUUCUCUUCAAGAAGCUGGGCCGGCAGCUCAGGUAUCUGGCCGAGCUCUGUGGUGUUGGUGCUGCACUCCCAGGCACCUGCGGAGGAGGGCCCAGGGCCGAGUUUCCCACCGGCGUGAAGCUGCUGUCCUACCUCUACCAGGAGGCGCUGCACAACUGCAGCAAUGAACACUACCCCGUGCUGCUGUCCCUGCUGAAGACCAGCUGCGAGCCCUACACGCGCUUCAUCCACGACUGGGUGUACAGCGGGGUGUUCAGAGACACUUAUGGUGAGUUCAUGAUUCAGGUGAACCAGGAGUACCUCAGUUUCCGAGAUAAGUCAUACUGGACCCAUGGCUACGUGCUCAUCUCCAAAGAGGUGGAGGACUGUGUUCCCGUGUUUCUGAAGCACAUUGCCCAUGACGUGUACGUCUGCGGGAAGACCAUCAACCUGCUGAAGCUCUGCUGUCCCCGGCAUUACCUCUGUUGGUCCGACGUCCCCGUCCCCCGGAUCUCAGUGAUUUUCUCCCUGGAGGAGCUGAAGGAGAUUGAGAAGGACUGUGCUGUCUAUGUUGGGCGCAUGGAGAGAGUGGCCCGCCACAGCUCCGUCAGCAAGGAGGAGAAGGAAUUACGUAUGGAAAUUGCAAAGCAGGAAUUAAUUGCUCAUGCCCGGGAAGCAGCCUCCAGGGUCCUGAGUGCACUGAGUGACCGGCAGAUGUCAGAGCGGAUGGCCUUGGACGCCCGGAAGCGCGAGCAGUUUCAGAGGCUGAAGGAACAGUUUGUGAAGGACCAGGAGCCCAGCCUGUGUGUUUUACAGCGACGCCAGGCGGCCAGGCAGGAGGAGCUGGAUGACGACUUCAGCUACGCCCGUGAGCUCCGAGACAGGGAGAGGAGGCUGAAGUCCCUGGAGGAGGAGCUGGAGAGGAAGGCAAGGCAGGCGCUGGUCGACCACUACAGCAGGCUGUCUGCAGAGGCAGCUCGUCGGGAGCAGAAGGCGCUGUGGAGAAUCCAGAGGCACCGACUGGAGAGUGCACGGCUUCGCUUUCUCUUGGAAGAUGAGAAACGCAUUCGGGAGAUGCUGAAAGCGAUGACUGAGGCUCACCAGCCCCAGGAGCCGGCAGACUUUCUCUUGAGCCCACACUCCCAGGUCACAUCUGGCCCUGAGCACCCAGAUGGAGGCCAAGGCUGUGAUUCUAGGACUGCAGAGCAACAUUCGGCUUCCUGGGAUUGCCCGAACAGGCCAGACCUGCGGACCCCACAGCCCCUUAAGCCUCUAGCAGUGGGAGCUGGUGGCCCAGGGCUGCAGCAGGCAGAGGAGCCUGGGUCCUUCUCUGACGGCCUCAGCCUUGGAGACUUCCUACCUGUGGGCCCAGGGGCUGAGCAGUCUUUGCAGACUGGCACGGUCCCUCUCCUGGAGGCAGCGCUGCAGACCAUCAGCUCAGACCUGCCCGCUUCAGCUCCUGGGGAGGCACCUUCAGCGGCCAGCACUCAGCCCUCCAAGCCACAGGAGUACGACUUUAGUACUGUCCUGAGGCCGGCUGUGGCCGCCUCACCUUCACCAGGGCCCCUCCAGGCUGCAGAGUGCAGCUUUCUGCCUCCCUCACACCCACCCAGGUGUGCCGCCCUGGAGGAGGGGAGCAGUCAGCACACAGAGCAGCUUUUUGGGCAUGUGUCAGGGGGCGGUGUUCCCACAGGGGGCUACAAUUCUGGAAUAGCUCCCACUCAGCCACGGUGGAACACCCAUGGGCACAUGUCCGAUGCCAGCAUCAGGGUCAGGGAGGAAACGUCAGAUGUGGCUCCCACCCGGCCACGGUGGAACAUCCAUGGGCACGUGUCUGAUGCCAGCAUCAGGGUUGGGGAAAACGUGUCUGACGUGGCUCCCACCCGGCCACGGUGGAAUAUCCAUGGGCACGUGUCUAAUGCCAGCAUCAGGGUUGGGGAGAACGUGUCAGACGUGGCUCCCACCCGGCCACGUUUGAACAUCCAUGGACAUGUGUCUGAUGCCAGCAUCAGAGUUGGGGAGAAUGUGUCAGACGUGGCUCCUACCCGGCCACGGUGGAACACCCAUGGGCACGUGUCGGAUGCCAGCAUCAGCUUGGGGGUUUGUGUGUCGGACGUACCUCCCACUCGGCCACGGUGGAACGCCCAUGGACCCAUCCCUCCGCCCCACGUGAUGUUGGGGGCCCUCUCACCAGAAACUGAGUCCAACACACCCAGGCCCCAACAGAGCCUCCUUGGCCACACGUCCCAGUCAGCGCUCAGCCUGGGAGCACGGAACGCUGCUCUGGAUUGUGGGCCACAGCUGCCUGUAGAAGUGGGGCCAUCUCUCUCCUCCCCCAGCUUAGGCUGUGGGGAGGAGCGCGUCAGCAUGGGAGAGAAUGUGUCGGACGUGGCUCCCACUCUACCACAGUGGAACAUCAAGGGACACGUGUCCGACAACACCAUCAGCGUGGGAGAGAACGUGUCGGACGUGGCUCCCUCCCGGCCACAGUGGAACAUCGAGGGACACGUGUCCGACGACACCAUCAGCGUGGGGGAGAACGUGCCGGAUGUGGCUCCCUCCCGGCCACAGUGGAACAUCGAGGGACACGUGUCUGACGACACCAUCAGCGUGGGAGAGAACGCGUUAGAUGUGGCUCCCACCCAGCCAUGCUGGUCCAACACACCAGGAGACAGUGUCUCUGAAGAACCAGGCCCUGGGAGGAAUGGGGACACUGAGGAGCUCUCUCCAAAUUGGCGUCUGAACUCACAGGAAGACGCAGCUGCCCAGAGCAGCCGAGGACCUGGUGAGGAGAAGGCGGAGGCCUGGGACGGGGAGCAGGCCUACCUGGCAGGCCUGGCAGGGCAGUACCACCUGGAGCAGUACCCGGACAGUUACGAGUCCAUGUCUGAGCCACCCAUCGCUCACCUUCUGCGCCCCAUGCUUCCCCGGGCCUUUGCCUUCCCCGUCGACCCCCAGGCCCAGUCCGCCGCAGACGAGACCGCUGUGCAGCUGAGUGAGUUGCUGACGCUGCCCGUGCUCAUGAAGCGCUCCAUCACAGCGCCACUGGCCGCCCAUAUCUCCUUGGUGAACAAGGCUGCCGUUGACUACUUCUUCGUGGAGCUGCACCUGGAGGCACACUAUGAGGCGCUGCGGCACUUCCUGCUGAUGGAGGACGGCGAGUUCGCCCAGUCCCUCAGCGACCUGCUCUUUGAGAAGCUUGGGGCCGGGCAGACACCUGGGGAGCUGCUCAACCCGCUGGUGCUGAACUCCGUGCUGAGCAAGGCCCUGCAGUGCAGCCUGCAUGGGGACACCCCACACGCCUCCAACCUCUCCCUCGCCCUCAAGUACCUUCCCGAGGUUUUUGCCCCCAAUGCCCCAGAUGUGCUGAGCUGCCUGGAGCUCAGGUACAAGGUGGACUGGCCCCUCAACGUCGUCAUCACCGAGGGCUGCCUGAGCAAGUACAGUGGCGUCUUUUCCUUCCUGCUGCAGCUGAAGCUCAUGAUGUGGGCACUCAAGGACAUCUGCUUCCACCUCAAGCGCACAGCCCUGCUGAGCCACAUGGCCAGCUCCGUGCAGUUCCGCCAGCUGCAGCUGUUCAAGCACGAGAUGCAGCACUUCGUGAGGGUCAUCCAGGGCUACAUCGCCAACCAGAUCCUGCACGUCACCUGGUGCGAGUUCAGGGCCAGGCUGGCCACCGUGGGCGACCUGGAGGAGAUCCAACGUGCGCACGCGGAGUACCUGCACAAGGCCGUCUUUAGGGGCCUGCUCACGGAGAAGGCGGCGCCCGUCAUGAACAUCAUCCACAGUAUCUUCAGCCUCGUGCUCAAGUUCCGCAGCCAGCUCAUCUCCCAGGCCUGGGUCCCUGCUGGGGGCCCGCGGGGUGCAGAACACCCCAACUUUGCACUCAUGCAGCAGUCCUACAACACCUUCAAGUACUACUCCCACUUUCUCUUCAAAGUGGUGACCAAGCUGGUGAACCGCGGCUACCAGCCUCACCUGGAGGACUUCCUGCUGCGCAUCAACUUCAACAACUACUACCAGGAUGCCUGAGGCUGCUCUGCGGGGGACAUGCACAAUAAAAAGGUGUCCUCAGACCCUG
Molecule: messenger RNA, 5536 nt
Organism: Sapajus apella (tufted capuchin)
Lineage: Eukaryota; Metazoa; Chordata; Mammalia; Primates; Cebidae
Gene: TUBGCP6
Product: tubulin gamma complex associated protein 6
Exons: 25
Coding region: 100-5487 (1795 amino acids)
Biological process (GO): meiotic cell cycle; microtubule nucleation; spindle assembly
Cellular component (GO): gamma-tubulin complex; spindle pole; centrosome
Molecular function (GO): microtubule minus-end binding; gamma-tubulin binding
Source: RefSeq, a predicted model, not a curated record